Cloeon dipterum is the source of this 848-nucleotide messenger RNA. It is a transcript of the gene Coq7, whose product is annotated as ubiquinone biosynthesis protein COQ7, mitochondrial. Gene Ontology annotation, cellular component: mitochondrial inner membrane; nucleus. Gene Ontology annotation, biological process: regulation of gene expression; determination of adult lifespan; ubiquinone biosynthetic process. NCBI's taxonomy places the organism in Eukaryota, Metazoa, Arthropoda, Insecta, Ephemeroptera, Baetidae. Gene Ontology annotation, molecular function: 3-demethoxyubiquinol 3-hydroxylase activity. The transcript has 4 exons. The record is from RefSeq and is a predicted model, not a curated record. Bases 34 to 732 code for a protein of 232 amino acids.
AUUUGACAGAAAGGAUGAAGCGCGCUAGACAUCAUGUGCUACGAGCAAGCCCAGUUAAAAUUUGUACACUACGGCUGCGUACGCACCUGCGUGGAGGGAGGGUCAUUUCAGCACGAAACUAUGUCUCUGCGCCUUUCGCCGGCCCUCAGGCAUUUGCGGGCCAACAAAUUCGCAUGCAACAAUUGCCUCCGAAAAAAGCACACAAAGAUCUCAGAUGAAGUUCACGGAAUGCUCAGGGUGGACCAUGCUGGCGAAUUUGGCGCCAACAGGAUUUAUGCUGGGCAGAUGGCCGUUCUCGCAGGAAGAUCAAAGUCUGCCGCACUCAUUCAGCAUAUGUGGGACCAAGAAAAGGAACACAAGAAAAUUUUUGAUGAUCUGAUGGUGAAGCACAGGGUUCGCCCAACCGCGCUCAUGCCCUUCUGGCACAUAGCUGGCUUUUUACUUGGCGCAGGAAGCGCGGUGCUGGGCGAAAAGAGCGCUAUGGCUUGCACGGUGGCGGUUGAGGCCUCGAUCGUCGAGCACUACAAUGAUCAGCUGCGAAAAUUGGCAAAUGAUAAUCCAGAGAAGCACGCCGAAAUCAUGGCUGCUAUCAAAAAGUGUAGGGACGAGGAGCAAGAACAUCACGACACUGGCUUGGACAAGGGUGCCGAGCAGGCUUUCCUUUACAAAGCAAUGACUGCUGUGAUUAAAGUAGGCUGCAAGGCGGCUAUCGCGUUGUCCACCAAAGUCUAGAUCCUAGUCUAUUGUAUUUGAAAUUACUUAAGUUGUUAAUAUGCAUUUUGUAAUUUAAAACUUUAAUCUCUUGUAUAUUAUGAGCUCGUUAAUAAAUUCAGCUGGUUUAAUUAUAA